Macroventuria anomochaeta is the source of this 1140-nucleotide messenger RNA. Its product is annotated as cytochrome c1 heme lyase. The transcript has a single exon. Bases 105 to 944 code for a protein of 279 amino acids. Gene Ontology annotation, biological process: cytochrome c-heme linkage. The record is from RefSeq and is a predicted model, not a curated record. Gene Ontology annotation, cellular component: mitochondrion. Lineage: Eukaryota; Fungi; Ascomycota; Dothideomycetes; Pleosporales; Didymellaceae. Gene Ontology annotation, molecular function: holocytochrome-c synthase activity.
UCGCAUGCCGAACGCAGUCCAAGCUCAACUUUUCUGGCUGUCUCGCCAUUCGCAACUUGCCUUGCAACACCGCGCUCACAUCUUCCCAGACCACCACCAUCAUAAUGUCUUCACAGCAGGACGAAGCAGCCGCCGCCGGAUGCCCCGUAGACCACAAAGCGCGUGAAGCAUGGCUCCAACAAGCCCGCGCAGCCGGCAACCCUCAACCCAACCCUCACGCCUCCGCGCCUCCGCCGGCAGCACCCACACAAUUGCAAGCAUCUGCAGCAGCAGCAGCAGCAGCAGCAACAACAUCCUCACCCGUUCAGCAAUCAUGCGACUCCUCCACCCUCGACCAAUCCACAACCUCCCCAGCGCCAACAACAACCGGCCUCCUCUUCAACCUGCGCCUCGGCACCGACCGCGAAAUAAGCACAAUACCACGUUCCGUGCCCAAUGCGCCGCUUGACCGACCCGCAAACAACGAGAAGGAUACAGGCGCGGAUAAAGCAUCGGGGAAUUGGAUCUACCCCAGCGAACGCAUGUUCUUCGACGCGAUGCGGCGCAAAUCUUUUGACCCGGAGGCCCAGGACAUGAAGACUAUUGUGCCGAUUCACAACGCUGUGAAUGAGCGGGCAUGGCACGAGAUCAAAGCGUGGGAAAAAGGUCGAGGGAGCGAGAGCUGCGGCGGUCCCAAACUCGAGUCGUUUUCAGGGCUGAGCACAAGCUUGACACCGCGGGCGCGGUGGAAUGCACUGCUAGGAUACCAGGCGCCAUUCGAUCGGCAUGACUGGGUUGUAGACCGCUGCGGAACGAAAGUCGAGUAUGUGAUUGAUUUCUACGCGGGGAAGACACAGCCUGGUGCGCAGCCGGGACAAGGGCUUAAUUUUUAUUUGGAUGUACGGCCGAAGUUGAAUAGUUGGGAGGGCGUUAAGACGAGAGUGAGCAGGUUUUGGGGUUUUUAAAUGGGAAGAUAGAAGGAUUGUAUGAUAUGUACGAUUAAGGUGGUGGAUUGCAUGAGCCGAUGUAGUUUAUCAUGGCGAUGGCGUUUCCUGGAAUCUGGUAGAUUUGGCAAAGGCAUGUUGUUGAGAUUGAAUGUUUUAUACUCGUUCUUUGUAGACCUUGGUCGAUGCACUUUCUUUGUCGCAUGGUAUAAUACAG